GGCGGGCUCGGCACGGCGGCGGCGGGAGAUGCGAAGCGGGGCCGGCUGCUCUCCCUGCCGCCCCACGCCAUGGCUGCCCGGCAGCGGAGCCCUCACGGCGCCGAGACCGCCAGAGAUGGAAAUAACGGCUCUGUCUUGUCUGCCGGCAGCCCGCAGUCUGCCCCUCGGUGGUGCCAGGGGAGGAAGCGCGGCGCGGAUGGGAAGCGGCGGAGGCAGAGCCAAGACGGCGGGGAGGCGAGGGACGAGAGCUCCGGCAGGGCUGCCGACGGCAGGCUGGGCAGUUUUACAACACCAGAAGGCCCUGGCCCCCUUUCCCGGUGUUCAGACUGGGGAACUGCAGUGGAAGAAGAUGAAAUGAGAACCAACGUUAACAAAGAAAUUGCAAGAUACAGAAGAAAACUCCUGAUAAAUGAGUUUUCAAGGGAAAGGAGGUCCUCUUCUGGAAGUUCUGAUUCAAAGGAGUCCACUGCAACAGUAGAACUUGAGACGGAUGAAGUGGUUUUGAUGAGAAGACAAAAACAGAUAAACUAUGGAAAAAAUACGAUUGCGUACGAUAGAUACAUUAAAGAAGUUCCUAGAUGCCAUCGUAUACCAGGAGUUCACCCCAGAACUCCAAAUAAAUUUAAGAAGUACAGCCGUAGGUCAUGGGACCAGCAAAUAAAACUGUGGAAAGUUGCACUGCAUUCCUGGGAUCCACCUACUGAAGAAGGAUGUGAUCUGCAAGAAAUUAGUCCUGUUGACCUUGGUGAGAUGGAGACAGAAUCCGUAGGAAGCCAUUCUACAGAAUCUCAAACGAGCUGUCAAGAUAAUGAUGAUACCUGUUCUGGCACUCCCACCAAAGUUAGACACAUUGACUAUCAAGCAGAAGGUGAAUUUGACUUGGAAGCCUGUUUGAGUGAGCCACUUAAAGAUUUCAAUACUUUGUCCACCUGCAGAUCAAGAGCAAAAUAGGGAAAUGUUUUUCAGCAUCUGUAUGUCAUUUUGCUUUUCCAUCUGUCUCUACAAAGAUCCGUCUGGAAGUAAUGCAGGCGGUAGCUGAAGCAUACUGCUGAUUAGUACUAGUAUACUUGUCUGUUGCAGUCACUAAAGUUUAAACUGCCUUACCUUUUAAAAACAAACAAAAAAACAGAUUCUUUUAUUUGCAAAAAUGUUUCUGAAACAAUUGGAGAAGAAUUACUCAAGAAAUUAGUCAAUAUUGUAAAGACUAGGUAGCAGUAAUAUUGUUUUAAGAAGCAGUAGCCUGAAUUUGAAAUCUGUAAAUAUUAAUGAGUUGUUUGUUAAUACAGUCAAGAAAACAAAAUGUUUAGGGAAAAUAAUUGAUGCUUUUUAAUUUGCCGAUUUUAAAUGUAAAACUUGUAAAUGAUAACACUGUACAGACUUUCUGCUGAAAGCAGUUAAUGUUUCUAUUGCUUUUGUAUGGGAUGUUGCUGGAAAAUAAAUGGAUGUGAAUUUA
This is a messenger RNA of Cygnus atratus (black swan), 1453 nucleotides long. RefSeq names its product stem-loop binding protein (gene SLBP). The coding region runs from base 70 to 951 and encodes 293 amino acids. Gene Ontology annotation, molecular function: histone pre-mRNA stem-loop binding; mRNA binding. Gene Ontology annotation, cellular component: cytoplasm; histone pre-mRNA 3'end processing complex. NCBI's taxonomy places the organism in Eukaryota, Metazoa, Chordata, Aves, Anseriformes, Anatidae. The transcript is spliced from 9 exons. Gene Ontology annotation, biological process: mRNA transport; mRNA 3'-end processing by stem-loop binding and cleavage. The record is from RefSeq and is a predicted model, not a curated record.